Molecule: messenger RNA, 3446 nt
Organism: Cornus florida
Lineage: Eukaryota; Viridiplantae; Streptophyta; Magnoliopsida; Cornales; Cornaceae
Product: probable inactive ATP-dependent zinc metalloprotease FTSHI 4, chloroplastic
Exons: 18
Coding region: 114-2666 (850 amino acids)
Biological process (GO): proteolysis
Cellular component (GO): chloroplast thylakoid
Molecular function (GO): metalloendopeptidase activity; ATP binding; ATP-dependent peptidase activity
Source: RefSeq, a predicted model, not a curated record
AUUCUGUCUUUCCAGACGUAUACUGUUGCGAAGACCAUGAAAGAUAAGAGUGAGAAAUUAGUGAGAGAGUAGAGAGAGAAACUCAGGGAGAGAGAGCAUCUUCAUUGUUGAAGAUGAUAUCCAACGUUUCAACCACAUUCGAUUUUACUCAAAUUCAAACACCAUUUUGUCCUUUUAAAACCCUAAUUAAUCCAUUUCUGCUUUCUUCUUCCAGACAUGUUUUCAGAAGAAAAUUACCGUUCAAGUCCAACAUUCAACUUCUCACUAAAUCCAGCAAACUUAAUAUUAUGGCUUGUGAAGCUUCAACUUCGAGUUCGAACUCGCUCGUAUCUUCAGCAACUCAAGAAGAUGACACCGAGUCAGCCCAGCUAUUCGAGAAGCUGAAGGAUGCAGAAAGAGAACGGAUAAAUAAAUUAGAAGAACUUGAAAGAAAGGCAAAUGUUCAGUUAGAGAGGCAGCUUGUGAUGGCUUCAGAGUGGAGCAGGGUAUUGUUGACUAUGCAGGGAAAGUUGAAGGGAACAGAGUGGAACCCUGAGAAAUCGUACACAAUUGACUACAGUGAUUUUUUGGGACUUCUUAACUCAAAUAAUGUCCAGUUUAUGGAGUACUCAAAUUACGGUCAAACAGUAACAGUUAUUCUACCACAUUCAAAAGAUGAACACGAGCAAGGCGAUUCCAAAGAGAAAAUUGUGUUCAAGCGCCAUGUGGUUGACCGUAUGCCAAUUGAUUCUUGGAACGAUGUGUGGCGGAAGUUGCAUCAACAGCUAGUAAAUGUUGAUGUUCUUAAUGUGAACACUGUUCCUGCAGAAGUCUAUUCUACUGUUGCAACUGCAGUAGUGUGGUCUAUGCGGCUUGCUCUUUCUAUUGUACUAUAUCUCUGGAUUGAUAAUAUGAUGAGACCGAUUUAUGCAAAAUUAAUACCUUGUGAUCUGGGAACUCCUCCGAAAAAGACCAGGCAGCCACUCAAGCGCCGUGCUCUUGGAUCAUUAGGGAAGAGUCGGGCAAAAUUCAUAUCUGCAGAAGAAACUACUGGAGUUACCUUCGAUGAUUUUGCUGGUCAGGAAUAUAUAAAGAGGGAACUGCAAGAGAUUGUUCGAAUACUAAAGAACGAUGAGGAAUUCCAGAAUAAAGGCAUCUAUUGCCCAAAAGGUGUGCUGCUCCAUGGGCCUCCUGGAACUGGUAAAACACUUCUGGCUAAAGCUAUCGCUGGCGAAGCAGGACUUCCCUUUUUUGCUGCUAAUGGCACUGAUUUUGUCGAGAUGUUUGUUGGUGUCGCUGCAUCUCGCGUGAAGGAUCUCUUUGUUAGUGCUAGAUCAUUUGCACCUUCCAUCAUUUUUAUUGAUGAGAUAGAUGCUAUUGGUAGCAAACGUGGUGGACCUGAUAUUGGUGGGGGUGGUGCAGAAAGGGAACAGGGCCUACUUCAGAUACUAACUGAGAUGGAUGGAUUUAAAGUAUCAACAUCACAGGUGUUAGUUAUUGGUGCGACAAACAGAUUGGAUAUUCUUGAUCCUGCUCUCUUGAGAAAGGGCCGUUUUGACAAAAUUAUAAGGGUUGGUUUGCCAUCUAAAGAUGGCAGAUUGGCCAUACUAAAGGUUCAUGCUAGAAAUAAAUUUUUCCGUUCAGAGGAGGAGAAGGAGACUCUACUGCAAGAAAUUGCAGAGCUUGCAGAAGAUUUUACCGGAGCAGAACUGCAGAAUAUACUGAAUGAAGCUGGUAUUUUGACUGCGAGGAAGGAUUUAGACUACAUAGGACGAGAUGAACUUCUUGAGGCCGUGAAGAGGCAAAAAGGCACAUUUGAAACUGGCCAAGAAGAUAGUAGUGAAAUCCCUGAGGAGUUGAAAGUUAGAUUAGCAUAUCGAGAAGCAGCUGUUGCUGUUCUUGCAUGCUACUUCCCAGAUCCCUACCGCCCUUUCACUGAGACUGAUAUUAAUUCCAUCCAUAGCCAGCCAAAUAUGCGCUAUAUGGAAAUAUCGGGCAGGGUUUUCAAAAGGAAAGAAGAUUAUGUGAACUCAAUAGUCUGUGCAUGUGCUCCCAGAGUAAUUGAGGAGGAGAUGUUUGGGGUCGAUAAUUUGUGCUGGAUAUCCGCAAAGGCUACAUUCGAAGCUUCAAGGCUUGCAGAGUUUUUAAUUUUGCAGACAGGAAUGACAGCUUUUGGGAAAGCGUAUUACAGAAAUCAGGGUGAUCUUGUGCCUAAUCUUGCAGCCAAACUUGAAGCACUCAGAGAUGAAUACAUGCGUUUUGCCGUGGAGAAGUGUUCAUCUGUUCUGAGGGAAUACCGUUCCGCUGUAGAGACUAUCACAGAUACUCUACUUGAAAAUGGAGAGAUUAAAGCUGAUGAAAUUUGGGAAAUUUAUAGAAGGGCUGUUCGGAACCCUCAGUCUGCUGUGAGUCCAGUUGAUGAAUAUGCUGCUCUAAUAUAUGCUGGAAGAUGGGGAAUCCAUGGCAUUUCACUUCCAGGAAGGGUGACUUUUGCCCCUGGAAAUGUUGGAUUUUCAACUUUUGGUGCACCUCGUCCCAUGCAGACCCAAAUCAUUAGUGAUGAAACUUGGAAGCUAGUUGAUAAUAUUUGGGAUAAAAGGGUUAAUGAAAUUAAAGCUGAAGCCUCCAUGGAGAUUGAAGAAGACCAGGAGAAGCCACAGCUUUUGAUGGCCAGUCAUUUCCUAUGACAUUCAGCAUACAUAUUCUCAUCGGCUGCACUCGCAAGUGUUCGAAUCAUUAGAUAUACAAAGAAACACAUUUUGUUCAAGUGAAAAAGGGAGGUUUCUACUGUCUCGGGUAGUAGUUCUGCAUUCAUUUAUUGAGAUCCGUUUGGAUCUGUACCAGGCUAUAGUUCUCUGAUUGCAAAGCAUAAACUGGUGUAUCUGAAGGCUCAGCUGAAGGGGGCUUAGAAAGUGUUUAAUUCCAAUGAAGAUUUUACAUGUUCCUGUGAUUGGUGUGACGCUUUCUGCUCUUGCAGUCUUCCAGGUCUUAAAUCAUCAAUUGUGAUAAUUUAAAUCUGAGAAGUCACCAGUGGACCACCCUUUCACAAAGAUACAAACUGCUAUAAGUAAUGGUAGCACCGAUGGAUUGAUGUGAUUAAUAAGAAUGUUACGUAGCAGCUCACAGCCUGCGUUGCAUAGGUGAGAGGGAUUACAAGAACAAUAAAUCGGUGUUUGAACUCCAGUGCAGCCACGGUGAACUCGAACUUUCUGUUGCCCACUGUAGUAACCCAUGGAGGGAUAAUGAUCUGAGAUGUCAUUACUUGCACCAAGGAUGCCAUUGUUUUCUCACACUUAAAUUAUAUGUUCGUGUAAAAAUAUUAUAUAUAUAUAUAUAUAUAUAUAUAUAUAUAAGAUUGGUUCCAUUUAUAUUAUGCAGUAAGUGUACAAUUUGAAGGUAGUUAAGAAACUACUUUGUUAUUAUUGUUUGCAAUAUUCAAUGAGAAUGGGUGCAAUGGUUUUAUUAAA